Molecule: messenger RNA, 1163 nt
Organism: Candoia aspera
Lineage: Eukaryota; Metazoa; Chordata; Lepidosauria; Squamata; Candoiidae
Product: aurora kinase B-like
Exons: 6
Coding region: 1-975 (324 amino acids)
Biological process (GO): mitotic spindle organization; protein phosphorylation; regulation of cytokinesis
Cellular component (GO): spindle microtubule; spindle midzone; kinetochore
Molecular function (GO): ATP binding; protein kinase activity
Source: RefSeq, a predicted model, not a curated record
AUGGGAAAAAACUUCAAGGAUGAAUGUGAGGAAGAGCCCAUACCAGAGUUGAUCAUAUGUGGUUUGGUUGGUAAAGAGAGUAUUAUUAGCUUUCAUGUUUCACUUCUGAGUUACAGGAAAAUAUGGGGCAUGGGAGACUUUGAAUUUGGCAAACCACUUGGGAAGGGGAGAUUUGGAGCAGUCUACUUGGCCAGAGAGAAAAAGACCCACUUCAUCUUGGCUUUAAAAGUCAUAUUCAAGUCUGCCUUGGAGAAAGCUCAGCUGGAACAUCAGCUUCGAAGAGAGAUAGAAAUCCUAAGUCAUCUCAGACAUCCAAAUAUUUUAAGGAUGUAUAACUACUUUCAUGAUCAGACACGGAUUUUUCUGAUGCUGGAAUAUGCUCCAGAGGGGGAGCUGUACAAGGAGUUACAAAAAAAAGUUCGAUUUGAUGAUAAUAGAACAGCUACAUAUAUUGAAGAAAUAGCUGAUGCUCUGAUAUACUGCCAUGCUCAGAAAGUGAUCCACAGAGAUAUCAAGCCUGAAAACCUCCUUUUAGGAUUAAGAGGAGAGCUGAAGUUGGCAGACUUUGGCUGGUCAGUGCAUGCUCCUUCACUAAGGAGGACAACACUUUGCGGCACCACAGACUAUCUUGCUCCAGAAAUGAUCGAGGGGAGUCCCCAUGAUGAAAAUGUUGAUGUGUGGUGUGUUGGCGUCCUUUGUUAUGAGUGUCUUGCAGGAUAUGCACCUUUUGAAGCACCAACUCGUAUGGAGACAUUCAGACGAAUACAGGAGGUGAACUUUAAAUUUCCACCUUGGAUAUCAGAUGGAGCCAAGGAUCUAAUUGCUAAAGUCCUUAACCGUACACCCUCUAUGAGACUUCCUCUGAAAGAGAUAAUGGAACAUCAGUGGGUUAAGACAAAGUCAAGAAGAAUCUUGCCACCUGCCUACAAUGAAGUAAGAGAGCAAAUGUUUAUGGUGUCUCCUAAAGGCUCAUAACUCAUUUUCUUUGCAAAUCUCUCUUGCAGCCUUUUAGAUGCCUAGCUGCUGUAGUUCACAGCUUUUGAAUCACCGUUGUAAAUGUGCUUUCUCCCAAACACUCUUAUUUAAAUGAAUUAUUACUACUACUGGUAAUAAUAUUUCAUAUUGACUGAUUUUGUAAUGUGGGGGUAUCAGUCUUUAAUGUA